Molecule: messenger RNA, 1812 nt
Organism: Paramecium sonneborni
Lineage: Eukaryota; Ciliophora; Oligohymenophorea; Peniculida; Parameciidae
Source: the annotation of a GenBank genome assembly
AUUAUGAAUUAAACAUUUACAAAGGAGUAAUAGUUAUUAGUUGAUGAAAUCAUUUCCAAAGGCUAUAAUCAAGAUGAUUUUGAAGACUAUGUUCUCCUUAAAGAACCCAAAAAAGGUUCAAAUUCUAUAUUAUUUUCUAGGCUAAGAUUUAAGUUAAUGGUCUUAUUAAGAAUUAGAAAAAAUCAUUUAACAAUAUCAACAAGAUAGUAUUCCAUUCUCAUUAUUCUACAGGAAAAGAACAAAACUUCAAUUCAUACCAAUUAGUCGAACUUGAUUCUCCAGAUAUUUCUGAUUAAAUUCAAAUUAUUGACAGAGAUACUUUUGUCUAAAAAUAAACCUUAGAAUCCAUCAAAAUUGUAUUUCAUUUCUAUUAUUUUAUUUUAGACUGAUAAAAUUUAAAUAAUUCCUUUUGAAAAGACCAUCAAUUGUAAAUAAAUGUAUUUUUUCAUUGAUGAAAACAUCUAACUCUAAUUUGAUAUCAGUCCGUAUUUCAUUCUAAUAACUAUAAAGUCCCAUACAAGAAGGAGGUGGCAUAUUAGAUUUCUUUUCUAAAACCAUAGUAUUUCCAAUUCAAAUCUUCCCUAUGUAAUGGAAAGUUAAAAGAACUCUUUAAGAUUUCAUUCAACUCAGAAACAUAUUCUCAGCUGCUUUCCCAGAAUACAUUGUAAACUAUUAUAAUUAUUUUUAUUUAGAUUCCUUCAUUUCCAUAUAAUGAUAUCAACGACUAUGAUAUUAUUAUGAUGGAAUAAUAAAAUAUCAUCAAAGUCUUAAAUGUAAAUUUCCUUAUCUAAUCUAGGCUUUCCUUUAAAUUUACAACAAAAAACCUAUUGUUAGAACCCUCUUCUCUAGUUUACUCUUUUUAAAUGAAGAGAAUUCCAAACAAUUCUAAUUGAAAUUUUAUAAAGAACAGUCUCUUUAAAAAUAAUACAAUUUAAGUUAAAAACAAUCUAAAACUGGAACUCUUACUUUUUAAUUCAAUCAAAAUCAAUAUUAAAAAUAUAAAGACUAUUAAACCUAUUUAAAUGGAGAAUAAACUAAUUAUGAAAUUAUCCAAAAGUAUUUGGAACAAUUUGCUGAAUACACAUAUAAAGGUUAAUAAAGUCUUGGUUACUCUAUAGAAAUGAUGUAAUAAUUAUGUAAUUCUCUUCCAUCAUAUGUUGAAGCCUAAGAAUUUGGAAAAGCUUUGUGUAUGAUUAAAUCUUAUUUUGUAAUUUGAAUCCACUAUUUAGAUAGCAAACUCAAAAAGAUUUUGUUCUAAGAUCAACAAAAUAAAUUAUGGAUGUGUUAUUAAUAACUUUAGUUAAGUUUAAGAAUUCUAGAUAAUAAUUAACUGAAUUGAAAUCAAAUCUAUUUGAAACAUUUUAAAAUUAUUCAAAUGAAUUCCAUCUCCUUGAAAAACGUAAAGAAGAUUUAUUUUUAAUAAGUAAAUAUAAGAACUAUUCAUAAAUAGAAGAUUUAUAAAAAUGGGGUUUGAAUUAAGAAUAAUAAGAAAAAGUUGAUAUAAAUAAGUGUUAUACUGAUUUGAAAUAUGCGAAAGAAAUUAUGUUACCAAAAGACACAUAUUAUGUAGAUGAAAAAAGAGAUUAAUAUAUUUAUAUGCUAAAUAAAUUUAACGAAUAAUAUGAGUAGUAAUUUCUAAUAGAAACAGAUAAGUUACUUAAUGAAAUUCAAUAUUAUUUGGAUAAUAUGAGAUGCUAUACUAAUAACUAAGUAAAGGAAUUAAAAUAUAAGUAGCUUUAAAAUUGGGAUUUUUUAAUUUAAGAAUACGAAGAAUAUAAAAUAUCAUAUCAAAAACUAAUAGCUGUAAAAUGA